Candidozyma duobushaemuli is the source of this 2583-nucleotide messenger RNA. RefSeq lists its product as uncharacterized. Gene Ontology annotation, molecular function: RNA binding. Gene Ontology annotation, cellular component: mitochondrial inner membrane. Lineage: Eukaryota; Fungi; Ascomycota; Pichiomycetes; Serinales; Metschnikowiaceae. Bases 1 to 2583 code for a protein of 860 amino acids. The record is from RefSeq and is a predicted model, not a curated record. The transcript has a single exon.
AUGAGUCUUUUCAGAUCAAGGCUUUAUGGGCUCAAUUCACGGAUUGGUCGGAACCCCAGCCGGCUAGUUCUGUUUGCCAGACACGCCUCGGACGUGGAAAACCUCAAACUGGAAACAUCACAGAACGAUCUGGAUAUUUCCUAUGAAACCACCGGUGUCAUUGACUUUGAGAAACAACACGAAGUGCUUAUUUUCUUCGAUAAUGUGUAUCCUCGGUGGCUUGCAAGACUCAAGUUCAAGAGUUACUUGCAGCCUGCUAACUGGUUCAAGAGAGGUAGCGAAGAUCACCUCAAGGAGCGUUUGUUCAAGAUGGUAGAAAGGGGAAAGAAGCCGCUUCCAGAGGGAACCAAUGCACAGCAGUUUAUUCCAUUGAGAAGAGAUGGUGGUGCUUUUGUCAAAUUUGUCGUACCACCCUCGUCCACUCCUAAGGAUCUCACCAAGUUGCUUGAGGAGAAUAUUAGGGAGUACAAGAAAAAGAACCUGAACCCGGUAUCCUCUUUCGUUGCGCUUUUCAAACCGGCUCCUAGUGCAUUCCAGGUCAAGGGUACCCCAUGGAUCGAAGACUUGAGCAGAUUCCCGUCGCCAAAGCUUAAGGUCAAGUUUCAGGGUGAGACAUUGUCCGAAGAAGAAUUGUACCUUUUGUUCAGACGCUAUGGUCAAAUCAAAGACAUCUUUCCUGCUACUUCCACCACACCCUACGCUACCAUUGUGUUCAAGUACACUGACUCGUGUAUUCGUGCUAAGAACUGCGUAACUGGUAUCACCUACAACGAUGGUCAGCUGGCCUUGCACUUGCAGUACAUCCCCGUUGAGCGGGUUAAUUAUAUUGCAAAUGCUAUCAAUAACCACCAGAAAAUUGCAAUUCCUUUGAUCCUUGCUAUUUUGGCCACUACCGCCGUUUUGAUCUUCGAACCGAUCAGAGAGCAGUUCAUCCAGAUCCGUAUCAAGCACAGAUUCACUUGGGAUAACCACAAGGACAAUAUGAUCGUGAAAGCGUUGUACAUUCCAUACAAGACUCUUGCAAAUUGGAUCACGGACACUACCACAUUCAUUGAUGACUCCCUUUGCUCUAUUACCGGAGACACUAACAAGGAGCUGGAAGAAGUGCCAUUGAUGGACCUUCAGGCAAACCUAUUCCUACAAGAGCGUUCUGAGAAGGCCAAUGAUGUGAAGAUGUGGAUCCAUGAAAAUGCAAACACAUUCAUCAUCGUCAAAGGUCCAAGAGGAUCAGGCAAGAGGGAGUUCGUCGUUGAUAACGCUUUGCAAGAUGACCACCAGUUUGGUAAGAAGAUGCUUGAGCUUGACUGUGAGCAAAUGAUCAAGGCUAGAAGUGACAAUGCGUUCCUCAAAAACACUGCUUCACAACUAGGCUACUUCCCUAUCUUCACUUGGACCAACUCGAUCUCGCAGUUUGUUGACUUGGGUGUUCAAGGAUUGACGGGCCAGAAAUCAGGAUUAAGUGAGUCGAAGGAAACGCAGUUCAAAAACAUGUUGCUGUUGACCGCCUCAGCAAUCAGAAAGGUCGCUCUCUCUGACUUUAAUGCAUACAAAGCAGAGUUAGCCAAGCAGCGCAAGGCGAAACACCAGGACGACGAUUCCAAGAACUACGACAUCAGAGAGGAUGACUAUCUCCAGCUGCACCCUAAGGCCAAGCCGGUUAUCAUUGUUGAAAACUUCUUGAGAAAAUCUGAAUCACCAAACGACUUCAUCUACAAACUGAUUGCUGAAUGGGCGGCACAGCUUAUUCAAAGCAACACGGCUCACGUCAUUUUCAUCACUCUGGAUGCCAGCAGUUCAACUCACUUAACAGCGGCUCUUCCUAAUCAGGUGUUCAAGACUGUGUCUUUGGCAGAUGCCACUAUGCAAAGUGCAAAGCAGUAUGUCAUGAGUCAGUUGAAGGAUAUGGAAAUGCAGUCGCUGAUUGAACACUGCUUAGCUCCUAUUGGUGGAAGAAUGCUUGAUCUUCAGGCGUUCGUAAGACGUGUGAGAUCCGGAGAACAGGCUGAUGAUGCUUUGCGCCAGAUGGUCACUCAAGCGGCCGAGCAAAUCACCACUUUCUUUUUGAAUGUGUCUAAGGCAGAUACCGAAAAUAAUUGGAGCACGGAUCAGAUCUGGGCGCUCAUGAGACUUCUUGCUAACAAAGACCUGGUCACUUUCGAUGAGUUGACUCAGUCUCCUCUAUUCGGUGACAGCGCUGACACAGUAAGCACAUUGUUGGUGUUGGAAAAGAACGACUUGAUUUUGCUUCUGAGAGACAAGGGUAUCGUAAGCAGCAUCAAGACCGGCAGACCCUUGUAUAAGGCAGCUUUCAAGAAUUUGGUUGAGGAUAAGGCAGUUUUCAAGCUCUACGAAACUCGUCUCAUCAAGAGUUUGAUCAAGCUAGAGAAUGCAAAGAUCUCUCAACUUGAGGAUGAGAUCAGCAAGAUUGGCGAGGCUGUCGCUUCCGAUUGGCUCAAAGACAGACUUACUUUUAUCGAGCAGAAGAUCAACGCUAGCACGCAAAGUAUUCGCCUGUACGAGAGUCAAAUCAAAGAUGUGCUGAAUGUUGGGGUCGAGCGAAAAAAGCGUCUCUUUGGGUUCUAA